UUAUGUAAGGGGCGAACUCCGCGGGGCUGCGCUCCUUUGUACCGCGUCGGACUUUUCCUCGGGCUCCCGGAGCGAGUCUGCUGCCAGUUCACGGAAAGAGAAGAGAAUGGCUGCAAAGGAGAAGUUGGAGGCAAUGUUAAAUGUGGCCCUGAGGGUCCCAAGCAUCAUGCUGUUGGAUGUCUUGUACAGAUGGGAUGUCAGCUCAUUCUUCCAGCAGAUCCAAAGAAGCAGCCUGCACAACAACCCUCUCUUCCAGUACAAGUACUUGGCCCUUAAUAUGCAUUAUGUGGGUUACAUCUUAAGUGUUGUGCUCCUAACUUUACCAAGGCAACACCUUGUUCAGCUUUACCUGUACUUUCUGACUGCACUGCUGCUGUAUGCUGGGCACCAAAUUUCCAGGGAUUACGUGAGAAGUGAAUUAGAAUCAGGAUAUGAAGGGCCGAUGUACGUGGAGCCUCUCUCAAUGAAUCGUUUCAUGACUGCAUUAGUAGGUCAGCUGGUGGUGUGUACGCUCUGCUCCUGCGUCAUGAAAACAAAACAGAUCUGGCUCUUCUCUGCUCACAUGCUCCCUCUCCUGGCACGGCUCUGCCUGGUCCCGUUGGAAACCAUUGUCAUCAUCAACAAAUUUGCCAUGAUUUUCACUGGUUUGGAAGUUCUCUACUUUCUGGGAUCAAAUCUCCUGGUGCCCUAUAACUUGGCAAAAUCUGCAUACAGAGAGCUUGUCCAGGUGGUGGAAGUGUAUGGUCUGCUGGCUCUGGGGAUGUCACUGUGGAACCAGCUGGUGGUCCCUGUUCUUUUCAUGGUGUUCUGGUUGGUCUUAUUUGCUCUCCAGAUCUAUUCCUAUUUCAGUACCCGGGACCAGCCAGCCUCGAGAGAGAGGCUUCUCUUCCUCUUCUUGACGAGUAUUGCAGAAUGCUGUAGCACUCCAUACUCGCUCCUGGGUUUGGUCUUCACUGUCUCCUUUGUUGCUCUGGGAGUUCUGACUCUCUGCAAGUUUUACUUGCAGGGCUACCGAGCAUUCAUGAAUGAUCCUGCUAUGAAUAGGGGAAUGACUGAAGGAGUCACACUUCUGAUCCUGGCUGUGCAAACAGGUUUGAUUGAACUCCAAGUUGUGCAUCGGGCGUUCCUGCUCAGUAUUAUCCUUUUCAUUGUGGUGGCAUCCAUACUGCAGUCCAUGCUGGAAAUUGCUGAUCCUAUUGUCCUGGCAUUGGGAGCAUCAAGAGACAAGAGUCUGUGGAAGCACUUCCGAGCAGUCAGCCUCUGUUUGUUCUUACUUGUGUUCCCUGCGUACAUGGCCUACAUGAUAUGUCAGUUCUUCCACAUGGAUUUCUGGCUGCUGAUCAUUAUCUCCAGCAGUAUUUUAACCUCUCUUCAGGUGCUUGGGACACUCUUCAUUUAUGUUUUGUUUAUGGUAGAAGAGUUCAGAAAAGAACCAGUUGAAAAUAUGGACGAUGUGAUUUAUUAUGUAAACGGCACGUACCGGCUGCUGGAAUUCCUUGUUGCUCUCUGUGUGGUGGCAUAUGGUGUCUCAGAAACUGUCUUUGGUGAAUGGACUGUUAUGGGUUCUGUGAUCAUCUUCAUUCACUCCUACUACAACGUGUGGUUGCGGGCCCAACUGGGGUGGAAAAGCUUCCUUCUUCGUAGAGAUGCUGUGAAUAAGAUCAAGUCACUGCCCACUGCCACAAAAGAACAGCUGGAGCAGCACAACGAUAUCUGUGCCAUCUGCUACCAGGACAUGAAAACAGCUGUGAUCACACCAUGUAGCCAUUUUUUUCAUGCGGGCUGUCUGAAGAAAUGGCUGUACGUGCAAGAAACCUGCCCUCUGUGCCACUGCCAGCUUAAGAGCCCUUCACAGCUACAAGGACUGGGGCCAGAGCCAGUUCAACAGCCAAAUCCUGGUGCAGAGCAAAACGUCAGACCUGGAGAUGAGGCUGAGCCCCCCGGCACUAAGCAAAACAGUGGACCAAAUACAGAAGACAGCCCCAGUCAGAGUGAUGGACAGGACAGCCUGGAGGCCUCUGCUGAGACGGAGGGAUUCCAGGGCGUGGAAAAGGGCACGAGCCCAUGUGAGGCCAGCCAGGGAGCAGCGUGUGCUGCAGAACUCGUGGCAGCCCCAGAGGGGUGCCCCACUCGAGACCUGAGGGUUAGCAUCCAGCUCUAAGGUGACAAAGGAUGGUAUGGGAACGAACACAUUUCAGAAAUCCUAGUUUGACUCAGAAGAAAACCUAUCCUUCCACAUCAGGAAAGUUUAGCUGUUAAUGCUGGUCAAAAUGUAAUAUCCUAUGCUGAUUUUCGUGGGCUGCUUGGUAGCGGUAACUGAGAUGUAGUAGAAAUGACUCCAGAAGCUCUCUGAACUGUGGGCAUAGGAAGGAUGUCUGAAAAUAAAUUUAAGCUAAAGAGUGUUUUCAAGACAUAGAUAAGGGAUGAGAAGCACAGGAGGUCUGUGGGAAGUCGCAGACAGACAGACAAAGUGCUGGCUUUUGUUUUCUUGGUGAGGAAGGCAUCGAAUGCUGCAUGUCCCAGCGUCCCAGAGAGGUGUUAAAUGCAGUGAGUUGCUGGUCUCUGGCUGAGGUGCAGCUCUGGUUACUGACAAUUUUUUUUAUGGCACGUAAGCAAAAAUCAAAGAUACAGCGGCAGUGAUUGUACUAGAAGAUGGAAGCACUCUAAAAACGUCAUGUAUAUGCUUUGGGUGUUCUUGGUUGGGCAACUGCAUUUUAAGUCAUGUAAUCUAUAGUGACUCUUGACUUUUAUGAUGGAGUCUUCAAUAUUUUGAUGUAUAUGAAACUUUUGCUAAUAAUGGGCACAGUCUGGGCUGCAUGAAGUAAACUAAAACUCUAAUGAACGCUUUGGCCUCCGCUACCACGUGCAGGAGGAAAGUGGGAUGAGUUUUAGGGCACGGAUAGAGGCCUUGCAAUACUGUGCUGUGUAAUGUUUAAUUCUUGCAGCUGAAUUAAAACAGUAUUAAACUCUGGCGAUAUUUGCACUUUGGGAA
Molecule: messenger RNA, 2992 nt
Organism: Meleagris gallopavo (turkey)
Lineage: Eukaryota; Metazoa; Chordata; Aves; Galliformes; Phasianidae
Gene: RNF145
Product: ring finger protein 145
Biological process (GO): proteasome-mediated ubiquitin-dependent protein catabolic process; ERAD pathway
Cellular component (GO): endomembrane system
Molecular function (GO): ubiquitin protein ligase activity; zinc ion binding
Source: RefSeq, a predicted model, not a curated record